AUGUCCUUCGCCGCCCUCAAGGAUGUCAUCGUCCACCUCCUCGAGCCAUGGAUUCUCAUGAGCAUAUCGUUUAGGCACAUCCCUCAGACCAUCUCGUCCAUCGUAUCCUCUGGCGAUUUGUGGAAGCUCUUCUCCUACAACGCCUUCACCGAAGCCCUCUUCGGUCACUUUUGGGUCACCGUCGGGCCAGAGGUCAAGGAGUUGGGAGAGGAAUACGUCAUCCCUCUGCUUGAGGGCCGGCUUGCUGAUGGAAAGAUCCACGACCGCGUCGUCGACUCGGCCGUCCAUGGCACCAUCGUCGAAGUCGGCGCCGGUACCGGCAUGUGGGCAGACGUCUUUGCACGCAUCGCCGCCGGAGCAGACGCCGACAGCAGCACGGAUGGCACCGCGCGAAAGCGGAAGCCCACCGGCCCGUCGUCCAUCACCAAGAUCUACGGCGUCGAGCCGAACGCGCAGUGCGCCGAGUUGCUGAAAGAGCGCGUCCGCGAGGUUGGCCUGACCGACCUGUACGAGGUUGUCCCCGUCGGCAUCGAGUCCCUAAGCGAUCCCAACGCUUGGUCGGGCCAGAUUCAACCAGGCAGCGUCGACUGCAUCGUCACCGUCAUGUGCCUCUGCAGCAUCCCGGAACCGGAAAAGAAUAUCCAGCACCUGUACAAACUCCUAAAGCCCGGUGGUCACUGGUACGUGUACGAGCACGUCAAGACCACUCGCGGGGGACCCUUGCUCGCUCUGUACCAACGUCUCGUCAGUAUCCCCUGGCGUCUCUUCCUGGGCUCCUGUCGCAUCUGUCGCGACACCAAGACGAGCCUCGUCACCGCCGGCCCGUGGCGCAAGGUGGACCUUACCCAUCUGCCAAGCGAGCCACCGUACGAAGUCCUUCCUCACGUUCUUGGCACGUUAACAAAGUAA
This is a messenger RNA of Drechmeria coniospora, 909 nucleotides long. RefSeq names its product phospholipid methyltransferase. Lineage: Eukaryota; Fungi; Ascomycota; Sordariomycetes; Hypocreales; Ophiocordycipitaceae. The transcript is spliced from 2 exons. Bases 1 to 909 code for a protein of 302 amino acids. The record is from RefSeq and is a predicted model, not a curated record.